AUGGCAUCUGCAAGCAAUGAUGAAGUCUGCAUAUUUUUUGGCGUCAGUGGCGCUGGUAAAAGUUCUACAAUCAACACACUAUGGAUUGAAGUUAUUUUUGACGAAUUCUGUUUCCCACGUGAACCAUUAAAACCUUGUAUAUUCAAUAAAUUACAUGUGAAAUGCAUAAUAUUUGUUAUUAGUAUGAUGGAUGCAAGAACGGAUUUUUAUGAGAAAUUCGCUGAUUUUCUUGGACAAUAUUUGAAUGUGCAAAAUGUUAAACAAAAUUCACUUUUUUUAUUAACAAAAGGUGGUGAACUGCAACCAAAUUCUAAGAAAGAAAAGAUGGAAAGUAUUCGAACAAAUAUUCUUACAUUGAAUGAACACUCGAACUGGAAUAUGAAAUUUAUUGAAUGGUCAAAUAUAACACCAUUUUCAAAUCAAGAACAAAAAUUACUUGCUGCUAUAUCACAAUACAAUGGAUUUAAUGUCCAAAAUAGUUUAAAACAAAUUGAAAAGGAAAUCAAUGAUCAAGCACUUAUUUUGUAUGAAGCAAAGGAAAAUAAGUUAAUUGUAAAGCAUGAUGCUAAAAAAGAAUUACAAAAUUGUUCGGAAACACAUGAAGUGGAGAUCAUAUUACUGUACAAUACGAUGAACCAAUUAAAAAGGAAAUACCAGGUGAAAUGA
Messenger RNA from Didymodactylos carnosus, 666 nucleotides. The record is from the annotation of a GenBank genome assembly. NCBI's taxonomy places the organism in Eukaryota, Metazoa, Rotifera, Eurotatoria, Philodinida, Philodinidae.